UUGCAGUUUUUCAUAGUGCCAUUGAAGUGAGUCAUCUCUCGGAAGUGUGGUCAAUCGGAACAUAGGAAGGGGAAAAAAAAAAAGUUCCGCGAAAGAGCUCAGGUGAAGGAAAAUCUCGAGAAUAGACGGAGGUUUUUCUGAGUCACAGAAAGUGUCCCACCUGAGGAUCUACCCCGGCCAACACCUGUCCAGACACUGGAUAUUCACCAUUAAUCCACAUUCAAGGGAUUCCUGUGCCUUUUUCUUUUUUGGAGGAAGAAGCUGCAGAGCUCCGACAGUCUCCUGAGACCUUCCUCCCUCCUGGAUCAUGUACCAGGACUACUCCGGGAGCUACGACACCUCGUCCCGCGGCAGCAGCACCUCACCGGCCCAGCCAGAGUCCUUCACCAGCGGCAGCAGCACCAUCGGCAGCCCGGUCUCUACCUCAGCCUACCAGAAGUUCAGGGUCGACAUGCCCGGCUCCAACAGUGCCUUCAUCCCCACCAUCAAUGCAAUCACGACAAGCCAAGACCUUCAGUGGAUGGUGCAGCCGACCGUCAUCACCUCCAUGUCCAACCCGUACUCGCGCUCGCACCCGUACAGCCAUCACCUGGCCAACGGGCCGGGAUUGCUGGGGCACAACUCGCUGGCUCGUCCCGGGGUCAUCCGCUCCAUCGGGGACGCAAGAGGGCGCCGCAAAAGAGACGAGCAGCUCACCCCGGAGGAAGAGGAGAAGCGGAGGGUGAGGCGUGAGAGGAACAAGCUGGCCGCCGCCAAAUGCCGCAACCGCAGACGAGAGCUCACCGAGAUGCUCCAAGGGGAGACGGAGAAGCUGGAAGAAGAAAAAGCCGACCUCCAGAAGGAGAUCGAGACCCUGCAGAAGGAGAAGGACAAGCUGGAGUUCAUGUUGGUCGCCCACAAUCCCGUCUGCAAGCUGCCCAGCGACGACCACCACCACCACCACCAGCAGCAGCAACACCAGCAGUGCGCCCCGCUCCCGCUCACCAUGCGCUCCACCAUGGCGCAGCGCAGCCACCUGAACCACGUGGUGGUGAAGCAGGAACCGGAGGACGCGGAGGACGACAUGAGCAAAGCGCCACGCUCCGUCAUCAAGCCCAUCUGCCUGGGAGGGGGCGCCGUUUACUGCACAGACGGAGACAGCUUGAACACGCCGGUGGUGGCGGCGUCCACGCCAGCCGCCACCCCAAACGCCCCAGGCCUCAUAUUCACCUACCCGAAUAUGCUGGAGCCCGACAGCCCCUCGCCCUCCUCCGAGUCCUGCUCCAAGGCGCACCGGCGCAGCAGCAGCAGCGGGGACCAAUCAUCAGACUCCCUCAACUCGCCCACCCUGCUCGCCCUCUGAGUUGGACGCUGACCCCGAAACGACCUCCACCCCAAGAAGCACAUUAUAAGUCCAGAGCAGACUGAGCGCGCAGGGAGACCACAAGGGCUAAGCCAUGUCUCUCUCUGGUCCGGGGACUUUGCUGCUGCUUUACUUUCAUUUGCCAACCUUAACUUAUCGCAAGAAGGUUUUGUGAUUGCUUCGGUGGUUGCGAAGCAUUAUGGGACUCGUGGUGGGGUUUUUUUGUUGUUUUUUUUUUUUAAUUUGCUUGUAGGCAUCGCGCGAAAGCCUUCGCCUGUCAGCAUCCAGGCUUGCCAAAAACUUCGAAGCACACUUUGCAAUCUUGGCGCUAGAAGUAGGAUUAACCUGAUAAUUAUGCUGUUUUAAAACUUACAUGACGACAGAUUUGGAGGAUAUAUUUUCUCAUACGGAUGAAAGUAAAAUGGCUGCAGAGAACUCGGACCUCGUUGUCAUUUUUUUGUGGCCCCGCCCCCUGAGAGCACCAUUUCAAUCCUGAUGACCGGACCCUUAUUUUCAUCAUGACACAAUUGUGUUCUUAAUAUAUACAAAUAUAUUUUUGGAAUGAACUCAAAGCCAUGUGGCAGAUACUUGCACUCCGCCGAGACGAAUCAAUAAACCGCCACACGAGGUGGAGCGGGUUCAAGACCAGCCCGGACCUCGAUCAGGAGCACCGACGAGAGCGCGAACACAUUUCCGUCUCUGACUGCACCCCUGACCUGCCUGUAGAAAAGUGGACGGAGACCCAGCAUUCUCAGUGUUGCGAAGGAUACGAGCCAGACCAGACUCUGCCCUCUUCGGCUUCGACUCCAGUUGUGUUGGUGUGUGCUUCUCCUCAGUGAUUUUGCUCCUGAACUUUACAAUCUGUUUAUUACAGUGUUUGUGAUUUGAAUCGAUGUCAGGGAUAUCUCUCUCUCUCGUGUGUCGUAGAGUCCUCAUUGUGACUAACUUCACCAAACAGGAGGCUGUUGAAUAGUCUGGCCGGAUUACGGAGGAAUAUUUGAGUUCUCAAGACGACAAAAGAACCUGCUGCUUGUUUUGCUCUUUGAUUCGUUUUAAAGUCUUUAUUUUUUUUAGACAAGUCUAAAAUAUUUUAACAUUAUUUACAAUUCGUUUUGAAAAAAAAAUCUCUAAUUUGAUUGAGUGAAAAAAAUAUUGUAAAUUAUUUUAUUGAAAGCACUAUGAACAUUUAAUGUCAUAAGAAGUGUGAUUUUCAGACCUUCAUAUUUUUUAUUUCUUCAAGUUAAAAGGAAAAAAUCUUUUUUUUGUGAAUUUUUCCCCUGAAUUUUCUAAUUUGUAUUUUGUUUCUUUUAAGUCUUGAAUUGACUCCAUCUUUUUCCUCCUGGUGCUCCAGGCGGGUUUUCUUUCAAGACAGCAUCUUUGUCUUUUCUUAGCUGGAAUUUGGAAACGCUCCCGUGAUGGAGACUGUCGACAGCUGCCAACCAUGUCAACCCUGUUUAUACUGUGUUUGUAAAUCUGUCACUUUUCGUAAAAAAAAAGAGAUGAAAACGAUAUUCAAACUCAGCUUAGAUGUGCUAAACAAUGGCUGUGUGACGCCACGAGUGAGUGGAGGACUCACCAGUGUUUUCGUCGCAACGAAGGGAAACACGGCCGCGCAGCUGGUCUGAGACGAUUCCUGAAGCAAUUCUUUCUUAGGAUUUUUACAUGUUUAUCUAAAAGGGACGCGGGGUUUCAGUACAAUGCACUGAGAUGGAAACACUUUUAUAUUUGCUUCAAACAUUCCUAAAGUUUGGGGGCGGGAGGGUUCACACCGGAGACACACUGCUGCUGCUGGAAAGAGCAAGUCAGGGCGGUGUUGCUUUACAUGUGGAAAUAAUGACCAAAAACUUUAUUUUUCUGUUUCCAAUCAAUGACUGAGGGCGAGAUUUUGUUUCUUGGGGAGGAUUUCUCCGUGCCCGUCGUCACACAUAGGAAAGCCAUUGACUGUAGAUCUUCUACUGUACAUGUCGCCUACUGUCCGUCACCUGUUUCCAACUCCGACCACUUAUUUUUCCAAAUGCUUUAACUGUUGAAAAUGAUUGAAAAUGAAUAAAAAACAGCAAUAUGUAUAGCAGUGUUUGUUAAUUUAAAUGAGAUGAUAUGAAUAAUAAAAUUCAA
This is a messenger RNA of Synchiropus splendidus (mandarinfish), 3457 nucleotides long. RefSeq names its product FOS like 2, AP-1 transcription factor subunit (gene fosl2). Lineage: Eukaryota; Metazoa; Chordata; Actinopteri; Syngnathiformes; Callionymidae. The transcript is spliced from 4 exons. Gene Ontology annotation, cellular component: nucleus. The record is from RefSeq and is a predicted model, not a curated record. Gene Ontology annotation, molecular function: RNA polymerase II cis-regulatory region sequence-specific DNA binding; DNA-binding transcription factor activity, RNA polymerase II-specific. The coding region runs from base 308 to 1342 and encodes 344 amino acids. Gene Ontology annotation, biological process: regulation of transcription by RNA polymerase II.